Messenger RNA from Aethina tumida (small hive beetle), 6106 nucleotides. RefSeq names its product nuclear pore complex protein Nup205 (gene Nup205). The record is from RefSeq and is a predicted model, not a curated record. Gene Ontology annotation, molecular function: structural constituent of nuclear pore. NCBI's taxonomy places the organism in Eukaryota, Metazoa, Arthropoda, Insecta, Coleoptera, Nitidulidae. Gene Ontology annotation, cellular component: nuclear pore; nuclear pore inner ring. The transcript has 5 exons. Gene Ontology annotation, biological process: nuclear pore organization. The coding region runs from base 111 to 6047 and encodes 1978 amino acids.
GGCGGCCUCGCUUGUCAGUUACCGGUUCAUAACCUCAAUGUUUAAAAUCUAUUAGUUUUAAAAAUAUUUACAUGUGCAUUUAUUAACAGUUUUCAUGCGUUAGCAACACAAUGAUGGGUGAAGCGGUUAUGUCCAAAUCCGAGGAUCUGUGGAACCCUUACAGAGAACUUAAGACAAUUGUUUGUAAACACCUGAGCGAGGAUGGGGACAGUUUACCACACGUUGAAUUGGAGAACAUCCUGAGAAAACACAAGCAAACAUUUUUCUCCAUGCUACAAAAUGCUCCGAAAAACGCCAAAAGCAGAGAGGAACUCAAGAAAGGCAUGGUGGAUGGAAUCACAGUCAAAGGCAUCGGUCAUCAAAUCCUCUCCAAAGAAUUGUACCAGGAGGCCAUCAUCCUGUCUGACAUGUUCAACAUUAAUGAAUUCAUGGCCUUGGAUCUGCUGUGCACUGCCCAAAUACAAAUGCCGUACUACCCAUCCCUGCCCAGAGGCUUGGUGGCAGUCCUACUCUACUACGAUGGCCGGAAGGCCCUCGUUUCCACCUUGUUGUACUUGGUAAAGGCACGGAGCGGCGUCCAGUGGAGCGUCAAAGUGAAACCGGACCUGGAGAGUUUCAUAACAGAUUACACCAACCAGCUCAUGGAAGGUGGACUGUUCACCAGAAUAUUCGAACUGUUGCGUACGUUGGACUUGACCAAGGAGAUGGAACUGCUGCAACAAAACGUGGCGUUGGGCGGCCCGAAGCACAGACGGCAGGUGACCGAUUUGUUCAACGAUAUCAGGAACAUACUCGCCGACAUUGUAUUUUCUUGGUCGGCCCAAACCGGUCUGCCUAAAGACGCCACGAUAUCACUCAUUAACUAUCUGAAGGAGGCCAAAACUACUGAGGAACCGUCGGGAAAAAUCGACGACGUUAAUUUUUAUCUCCUGAUGGCGUUCCUGUGUGCUGUGGACUUGAGUGUUUUACACACACACGAGGACGGAGAGGAGGUCGUACAGUCUUUGCCCAUACUAGCCGAUGAGGGCUACAUACCUGCUGUUUUGAACGAAUUUAAAUCGUUGUCUGGAGAGAAGCCCUCAUGGAACUCCAAAGGUAUUGAAGCUGUGGCGGCGUUCGGAUUGUCCGUUUGUCUGGCCUCCCUUAAGGUUGUACCGCAGAAUUUCCAAUUCCAAGAGGCGAUCGACAAGGAGGAAUUUUUCAUAGAUGCGGCCAUAGAACUGAACUGUUUCGAGUUUAUGUAUAAUAACUUACUCGAAAGCGACACUUUGUACAAGGAUGCGUUUACGUACAAAAGGAUGCACAACUUAAUGUCGGAUUUUAUUGUCUACAUGUACCCCAAAAUCAAGGAUUUGCGUUUGAAAGCCGACGAAAUUGCUAGGACGGUGCAGGUGUACAGCCGCGAAGGCUUGGAGGCGCCCCCGAUGCCCCGUUACUUCGAAUUCUUGCUGCUGAGCAUCGGCAAAUUAUACUCCAAGGAUCAGCUCGAAACCAACUACAAAGAAGACUACUGGCCACCGCACGAUAACAAGUCUGGCAACAACAGGGAGCACGGAUCCUACAGGGCGCCCCCCCGGGCCGUUUCGUUGUUCAAAUUCGUCCGUUUAGCCGGAGACAUGUUGCCAAUGUGCCUGUUCGUCCCCUACAUAACGAUGCUGAGCGGUUUGUCGUCGUCUCAGAAAACUGCCCGUCACUGCUUUAACAUGUUGAAGCAAGUCGGGUCGCACCUCUCCCCCACUUUGUCGUGGGAUCACUUCUUCAUGUCGUUCACUCAGUACUACACCAAUUUGAGACAGGAGGCGCCUCCGGUGGCAGACACCGUUUACCGCAACAGAGGUAUACACAAGGGCGUGUCCCCGCACGAGCUGGCCGGCUUGCACGCCGUCCUUUUGCUGGUACGCACCGUGGCUGAACAGGACGAGUUCUCACGUCUAGCUCUGUGCGAACAUCCCGCCUGGUCGCCCCUCACAGUCCUCCUGGGGCUCGUCAGUUGUUCCGUACCCAUUCCCCUAAAGGCCGACUUGUUGUUGACGUUGGCCGCCCUUUCCAAUUCAUCAGAGAACGCCUAUCAAAUGUGGAGCAACCUGGAGGCAUCACAAAUCUUAAUGACCAUCCCUACUACUUCGAGUUACGCACCCAGGGGCAUACAGACUGAAUUGGAGGAGAUCGAGUCCCGAAUGGAGGAGUACCCGCUCACCAGGGCCUUGCUGACGCUCUUGGACGUACUCAUAGACUUUGGUAUUCCCAGGACUCUGGGGGCGGGGCCCAGGAAGCCCGGUUUCGACCCCUACCUUUCGUUCAUCAUCAACUCCGUGUUCCUGAAGUUCCACGCCCGCCUCUACAGGCACCCACAGGAGAAAUGGCAGGUCGCCUUGUUGUGUCUGAAGCUGUUUGAAAAGCUGUUGAACCAGUACGACCCGAAAGUGGGCGACUUUCCCAAAUCCGUGGGUGCCACCACUGAAUUCAGUGCACCGCCAGGUUUCCACCUCAUGCUUCAAUUGAACAACAAGUCCGAGUUGUUGAACGUGAUUUUGGACAUAAUCGACGAAGGCAACCGUCAGUUCGACACCUACCUGUCGUUCCAAGGACACAAUUUACUUAGAGACUGCACUCUGUGUUGCCUCAAUAUAGUGCAUAGGGCGCUGGCACUUCAGCCCAAGUUCUUUUAUUAUCUGGGCAACUCGUCCGCCUCCAUAAUCUUGACGAGCAUCGGCAAGCUGCUGCUGACGAUCAACAGGCGCAGCGGCAAGCCGGAUCAUUGCGUCAACAUCGCCAAGUACGUCACCUAUCAACUGUACAUGCCGUCACACGCCAGAAUGGCCGUGAAAAUACUGAUGCACGUCACCAGCUCGCCGGCCGCCCACAAUCAGUUCGCCAACAUCCUGGUGUCGUGCGAGGAGUCGAAGCGGGCCGUCAAGACCGGCUUCGUCGAAUGUCUGGACUCGGCCGGCGAGGACGACCCGAAAACGGUCAUCGCCACCAAAAUAGAAAUCCUCAAACUCAUCAAACUGUGCCUGUCGUACAACGCACCCAACCUCGCCCACUUCCUCCUGGGCUUCGACCUGAAGCGCGACAUCUCCAGGACCGAGUUCCAGCUGCCCGGCGUCCUCGACUUCCCCAGGACCUGCCUGCACUCGCUCAUCUCCAUAAUCGAAAGCAACGGCGGCUGCAGCGUGGCCACGUCCGACACGCCCGUCCUUCUGGAGUCCGCCUGCCACCUGCUCUACCUGCUGGCGUCCAACGGCAAGACCUCCGGGCCGGUGCUGAGGUUCGUGCGGCUGAACAAGAGGUUCUACAUGGACCAUCUGAAGGAGGCGCACCAACAUCUCGAGAACGGCUUGCACGAGUUCAACCAGUUCUCCUGGCUGAUGAAGACCUUGGCUAUUGAGCUGAAAGUGUCGUGCAACGCCAAACAGGUGUCGUACUUGAAGCAGAACUGCACGUUCCUCGUUAACAUACCGUUGGAGGACGCCGAGACGACCGACGCGUUCACCAUGCAGGACAACAAUCCGGAGGACACCCAAAUGGAACCGAGGGAGGAGCUGCAGACCACCAACUUCCUGACCAGCCUCAUCGACCAUUUCGAUUUUAAGAGUCCCCCGGUGGAGGUGCCGGACUGGGAGUUCUUCGACAGCAACGUGCUCAACAACUUGCUCGCCAGCUGCCAGCUGAAGACCAACGCCAAGGUGCCCCAGCUGAUAGACUUGAAAAAGCUGCACCAAAUCCUCUACGAGGAGCUGAGGACGUUGCAAGGAACGGCGGUGAUGGGACAAAUACAGUCCAUAACCCAAGAGAUACCCAAGGUUUUAAACUACGCCCUGGAAUUGAACAAGAGGAGCGAGAAACGUGCCGCUGUGGUCCAAUUCGUGAACGCCUGGCGGCAAGUCAUAGAGGUUUUGGUGGUUUACAUGCCGCCGGAGGUCUUAAACACCAGCGAGCAACAGUUCAUCUGUCUGUGCAUGAUCAGCAAUUUACUUAAAACUGUUGUUAAGCUGAUCAAUUUGUUGCUGCCGGAGGUUAGCAGGUUGUUGUCCGGGGCGAUCCUCCUCAUGAUGGACACUUUAAAGAACUGCUACCUGAGGGACCAAAAGUUGGAGAAUAUGUCCCGGAUUACGUUCGAACAGGACCACAACUUGAACAACCCUGUGGCCCAGAACGUGCUGCAGUUAUACAAGGGCAACACUUUGAAGGAAAUAGUCGAGAACUUGGUUGAAUGGAUCAUGAUUUCAGACGUGGUUGAUGGGGAACUAAGAAUAAACCUGUAUGCCGCCCUUGUGACGUUCCUUCAGCUAAACAACAACGCCAACGAACGGCGUGAAAUCGACACCUCUUCGUUGAUUUUAAACAGCACCUACGUGAGCAGAUUGGACAGCUCAAGAUUAAGUAGCAGUGAAGCUUCUAACGUGCAGAUCGACAUUUUGUCCACGUUCGGCGAAAAACUCAUAGAAAUUUUGUGCCACGACUGUAUUGGUGGGCAGGAAAUCUGCAAAAUUCUGGCCAUGUCCAGCUUCAGUCAUCUGAUGACUUUAUCCGGCAACGUCAAUUGGAUUCUGUACAUGUCCGGCAAGGGUUACCUCAAGCACAUCAUUCAAAGUAUUUUGGACAGCGACAACGAGUUAAGGAACAUGCUUGAACCAAACACCGACAACAUUAAGCCCUUGUAUUUAUACUUGGCGAAGAUACUUUUGUUGGCCAGGGUGGCCGGAACGAGAGCCGGGGCUGAGCUUUUGCUGGAACACAAGCUGCUAUCUUGUUUUAGUAACAUGAACGUCUUCACCCUGCAUCCGGAAAUAUCUAAGACUUCAGACGAGGACAAUGAAGACUUGGAGGACUUUUUGCCACCAGUUGAACAACAGUACUUGCAAAUCUGGAUGCCCACCUUGGAUAUCUGUAACAUAAUCCUCACCACACUUGGCACUGAAAACCAGUCAGCAGUGGUUCAAGUUAUGUACUUCUUGUUAAGUCAUCUGGACGUUGUCGAGUUGAUUUUAAGGUCCGGCCACCCCGACCUAUCGACCGUUUCACUGAAAGAACUAGCUCUAUUGACGUCCGUCCUUUCUAGAACCGCCAACAACGACUUGAUUAACGUUUUGGAAAACCCCAACAUCGUCCACAAUAAUAGGGCGCAGCUCUUCCGCAUUCAAAAACUGAUGUUGGCCCUCCUUCCUAAGUUCAUCCUUUCAGACGACAACACCAAAAGACUGAACGUCGGCGUGGACUCCGACGACGACUCGAAUUCAGACAAAAAGUCGGUCACCUCCGACCGAUUGUUGUACGGCAUGCAAAUCAUGGCCAACCUCCUGUGCUACUCGAGGAACAUCAUCGCCAACCACGGCAUCGAACACAGCGGCGUCGGGGUCGUGUUCUUGCCCACCCUCAGUGACCCGCUGAUGAGCUCCGCAGCCUCCAGACAGAACAAAGUGAGCUACAACGGGUUUCUGAGCUCCAACGCCAACAUGGAGCAGGAACAGUCGUUGGGUGUGAUUGUCCAGCAGUUGCUCAGCACCGUUAACUAUCAGCAUCAGGAGAAGGUCACCUACGACAUGCUGGUGCGUCGGUUGUCCGAGGUUCCGCAGAUGAACUCGGCCGAACUGAAGAACUUGAUCGACACCUCAUUGGAUAUGUGCACGGAUUUGGUUAGCAAGAGGGAGAAGGCUUACGAAAUCAUAUCCGAGAGGUUGGAGAAAAAGAAGAAGGAAAUGGAGUACUGUGCAUUUAUCAUUGAAAAUUCCCUCUUCAUAAUUUGGGUGCAUUUAGACUAUUACAUGCUCAAAGCAAUUCCAAAACCGAAGACUUAUGGGUACUUACUUCAUUCCAACGCAAGUUUAAACGCUGAUACUACAUUAGCAUCCUCAUCAGAAGCCACUUGGAAAAUAUCCACAGACGUUAUCAGCGAACUGAAACAAGGAUUAGUCUCACUUUUCAACGACAGUUUCAGCAAACAAUUAUUGGAGACUGCUCAGGGCCAGUCAGAAUCUGACAUUGGAUUAGUAGAGGCACUUUUAAGGAAAAUAAAACGACUCGUUCAGUUUGUGCCUGUUAAGUAAAAGUGUAUUUUUGUAUGUUUAUGUUCAUUACUUUGUUGAAAUAAAUAAUUUGUAAGUUU